Messenger RNA from Diuraphis noxia (Russian wheat aphid), 825 nucleotides. RefSeq names its product PRELI domain-containing protein 2-like. Lineage: Eukaryota; Metazoa; Arthropoda; Insecta; Hemiptera; Aphididae. The record is from RefSeq and is a predicted model, not a curated record.
UAUCUCAUUUUUACUAUAUGAUUAUUAGUUAUUCUAUAAGUACGUUUAACUUUACUGUGAAGUAAAAUAAAUAGUAAUAUUAUACUUUUUUUUGUUUAUAAAAUACAAUAAUGGUUUUAACAGUUUCAUUAGUGCACAUAUUCCAGCAGCCAUUUCAAACAAUUAAAACUUACUACAAUCAAAUCAGACAAAAAGACGAUGUUGUUAAAAUUUCAGAAUUAAUUGAUGCGCACAUCGAUGAACAUGGAUUUGAAUAUACUAAACAUAGGCUAGUGUGUCAUAAUGUUAUUCCUCAAGUGUUAAGGCGCGACCAAAUACUACAUAUUCCAGAAAUACUUAUUGAAGAAGAAUGUUGGUAUGAUGAAAAAGGUCAAAAAUUUUGGGCAAGAACGAGAAAUUUGAGUUGGUCAGAAAUAGCCACAUUAUCUAAUAUAAUAACAUUAUCAAUUACGCCAAAUCCAACUUGGACUAAGUACGAAAUUGAUGGCAUAACAGAUUUCUUUGGAACACAACCUCAUGGGAUUGGCUAUGCAGUAGAGUAUUUUUUGAAAAAAUAUACCGAAAAAAAGUUGUUGGAACAUAUUAAAAUAAUUGACCAGGAAUGUUUGAAAAAUAAUGAUAUAUUAAUGUAGGAUCACUAGGAUCUUAUAUUAUUUAUUUUGAAUUUAUAUUUUUAAACAAAUAAUUGUAUAGCGCAGAAGAUCUGAUCUGUAUUCUGUAUUAAAUGCAUUUUUGAAGAACAGAAAUAUACACCUAAUAAAUUGUCAAUGAUCCAUAGUAAAAAAUAUAUAAUCAUUUUUAAUUUGAAUUAAAGUUAUAUUAGAU